Molecule: messenger RNA, 1838 nt
Organism: Amaranthus tricolor (Joseph's coat)
Lineage: Eukaryota; Viridiplantae; Streptophyta; Magnoliopsida; Caryophyllales; Amaranthaceae
Product: RHOMBOID-like protein 13
Exons: 1
Coding region: 566-1381 (271 amino acids)
Cellular component (GO): membrane
Molecular function (GO): serine-type endopeptidase activity
Source: RefSeq, a predicted model, not a curated record
GGUGCCCAUAUAUGAAAAAUGCGACACAAACCUCUUUCAAACGCAACACUACAUAUCCGACUAUAUCACUAACCGUUUAGACACGAGGGUGCCCACCUCAAACCCCCAAAACAACCUACCCAUCUUGGCUAAAGAUUAGAAGUGUAGAACAUACAAAAUAGAAUAGUCAUCUCAUCACUAAAUAUUCUAUAAUUGUUAGGUAGGCAAAGGCCACUCUCGACUGCUUACACCACAAUCAAACUUCUAGAAUAGCGUCGGUUGUGUAUUCUCUCUGUUUAUCUCAAGAACAUAACCAUAGGGAGUAAAUAAUUCUUUGUAACAGCCAAUUUAAUACAAACCCCAGAAUUUUACUCUAAAUCUGUGAAAAAUUCACCCAGAUUUUGGUCGGAUUGAUCAAUUUGUGGAUCUUGGAAUUUCUACUGUAAUUCGUCCAUUUAGGUACUUUUCUCUGGUACCCAUUUCACUAUUCUCGAUUGUUAUCAAUCUUCACUUACAAAUUCAAUUUCUUGGUAGUUGAUUCUUGUAUAGUUUUCAAUUUAAGAUCUUGGAUUACCCCUAAUUUGAAAUGGGUAAACCAUUGUUUUAUGAAAUAUUGGAAAAACCUGCUACUAGUUGUAUUAUAGCAAUUUGUAGUGCAAUUUGGUUUUAUAUUCAGAAAAAGAAUAUUGGGUAUUCACAAGUUGGAUUAAGCUACGAAACUGCUAUUGAAGGGCAUCAUUGGAGGAUAAUAACAUCAGCUUUUUCACACAUUAGUGUGAUCCAUCUUGUUUUUAAUAUGAGUGCUCUUUGGAGUCUUGGUAUUGUAGAACAAUUAGGAGAAACGGGUCUAGGAGUUCAAUUUUAUCUUCAUUAUACUCUUGUAUUGGUUGUUUUAUCUGGAAUAUUGGUAUUAGGGUCUUAUCAUGUUCUUAUUCAUAAGCUUAAGUUAGAGCAUUUUCAAAGAGUGACGGCUGUUGGAUACUCUUGUGUUGUUUUUGGGUGGAUGACGAUUUUGUCGGUGAAGCAACCGAGCUCGAAGUUGAAUCUUUUUGGGUUUCUAUCUUUGCCUAUUAGUUUUGCGCCUUUCGAAUCAUUAGUUUUUACGUCGAUAAUUGUUCCACAAGCUAGUUUUCUUGGGCAUUUGUCAGGGAUUAUUGUUGGGUAUGCUAUUGGUUGGGGUUUGAUUCAUGGGAUGAACAAUUAUUGGGCUUUGACAUUGUUGGGAUGGAUUGCUCUUGUUUUCGUUGUGAGUUUGAAGCGAUCAGGUGCAUAUGACUUUGAGUUCCUCGAGAUUGAAUCUGUUACCGAUCCUUCGUUGCCUAUGGUUCGGUUUCUUGCACCUGCUAAUGGUAGAACAUUGCAAAUGAGUUCAGUGCCAACAGGAGGCGUUGAAUUGGUUUGAAUUUUGUGAUCGGAAAGAGUGGAUUAGCUUUGUUUGGCUGACUCUAUAUGGACAUUAGAUGGUUUCAUGUUGUGAUUAUCCAGGAGCCAGGACUUUUGUUCUGUAUUUAACGCUUAGGAGUGUACAACGGACUGUACAACAUUUCAACUCAGCUUCUAUCAGCCCAGAAAUGAACCUUUUUGACCUUCUAGUGCAGUAUAUAUAUGUUUUGUUGCGUCAUUCAAGGUCAGUUUUAAAUUGGAAUUGCUUUUUCAUUGUAUAUUUAUGGCUAAAAGAUUGAAUUGUUCCGAUUAUUGGUUUACAUCUGACCUUAUGCUAGCCAAUAGUGGCAGAUGAAUCUUGUAGAUUGUUCCAUUUAUUGCAAAAAAUCUUAUAGUAUUUUUCCAUAUGUUCCUUAAAUUGCCUAUUUUGUUCCAUGUACUAUUAAUAUCUUAUGAUUCUAUUUUAUCAGCAUUUA